CCUGCGCCCGAGCGAAGUUGCCCACGCAAAGGCAACUGCGGAGAGAUGAAGAUCAAAGAUGCCAAAAAACCAUCUUUUCCAUGGUUUGGAAUGGAUAUUGGUGGAACGCUAGUGAAACUUGCAUAUUUUGAACCUAUAGAUAUUACGGCAGAAGAAGAGCAGGAAGAGGUUGAAAGUCUGAAGAGUAUUCGCAAAUAUUUAACAUCAAAUGUGGCCUAUGGGUCCACUGGUAUUCGAGAUGUCCACCUUGAACUUAAAGACUUGACACUCUUUGGACGAAAGGGAAAUUUGCACUUUAUCAGAUUCCCAACGCAUGACUUGCCUACUUUUAUUCAAAUGGGAAGAAAUAAAAACUUUUCCACACUACAUACGGUGCUUUGUGCCACUGGUGGUGGUGCUUAUAAAUUUGAAGAAGAUUUUCGCACAAUUGGAGACCUUCAGCUGCACAAAUUGGAUGAACUUGAUUGUCUCGUCAAAGGCUUGCUGUAUAUAGAUUCUGUCAGUUUUAAUGGCCAGGCAGAAUGCUACUAUUUUGAAAAUGCAUCAGAACCUGAAAGAUGCCAAAAGAUGCCUUUUAACUUAGAUGAUCCAUACCCUUUGCUGGUUGUAAACAUUGGCUCAGGAGUCAGUAUUUUAGCAGUUCAUUCCAAAGACAACUACAAGAGAGUGACCGGAACAAGUCUAGGUGGCGGGACCUUUCUUGGUUUGUGCAGUUUACUGACCGGAUGUGAAAGUUUUGAAGAAGCUCUAGAAAUGGCAUCCAAAGGCAACAGCACGCAAGCUGACAAGCUAGUCCGGGAUAUUUAUGGGGGAGACUAUGAACGGUUUGGCUUACCAGGAUGGGCAGUGGCAUCUAGCUUUGGGAAUAUGAUCUACAAAGAGAAACGGGAGUCUGUCAGCAAAGAAGACCUGGCUAGAGCAACCUUGGUUACUAUCACCAACAACAUUGGAUCUAUAGCACGAAUGUGUGCUGUAAAUGAGAAAAUAAACCGUGUUGUCUUUGUUGGUAACUUUCUACGUGUGAAUACUUUAUCAAUGAAGCUUUUGGCAUAUGCACUGGAUUACUGGUCCAAAGGCCAGCUGAAAGCUUUGUUCCUUGAACAUGAGGGGUACUUUGGAGCAGUUGGUGCCCUCCUUGGAUUGCCAAAUUUCAGCUGAAGCUCAAAGCACCACAAUACUGAAUUGUUCUCUACCUUUCUGGCAUUAUUACAUAAUUGUUUUUAUAUCAACUGGAAGAGCGGAAGGGCUGCAGUCUUUCUAUAAAUGUCUUUAACAGAAGGAUAAAACUAUCUCAUUGUUGACAUCUGGGUGCUCCUAUAAGAAGCACUUGGUAGCGGAGUUGAAUCUCUAAUCCAUUUCAUCAACAUUCUCCAACUUGGUACCCCUUCUAAUUUCUCAGCUGGUAUAGCGGUUAAGUAUGCUGGUUGUGAUACAUAAAUAAAGGGCAUCAAGCUGGGGAAUGCCGUAAUAGGCAUUUAAUACUCAGCAUAUGUCUUAAACUCAAAGACAUAAUCUUAACUGUCUAGACCCUUCAAUACUAAUCCUGUUUUGCUUCAAAACUAUUCUUAAGCAAUUGGAUUGCAUGUCAUUGCACAAGGUUUGACAUAGCCUUGUGCUCAGAGUUCCUUUAGAUUUCCAAUCAACUCCAAAACUGAUUGUAGCCAUGAAUGAAGAAAGGAUCUUAGAUGCAAGGUAUUGUGUUUCAAUGCAAGUAAGUUACAGCAUGUUGAAAUACUUAAUUCAGGCAUCAGUGUUAAAUUUCCAAACAUUAAACGUAAACACAUCAGCAACGGUUUUGUACAAUUGAUUUAAUGAAUUAAACAAUCAAGCACGUGUGUGUAACUACCAGCGGUAUAAACCAGACAUUACUUUCAGCAGUUUCAAAAGGUGACAGUAAAAAAAAUAUCCAUAUAUCUCAGAAUUACUUCUGUAAACAGUGCCAGCAGAUACAGUGGUGUGGCAAAGGCUGGAAAAACAGAUCUAAUAAAAUGCCUUUGGUGUGACUUCCCAGCUCCAAGAAAGUGAGUUGAUCUCAUUGCACCUCUAUUGACUUAAGAAUAUUAAGUUGGGACUAGGUUGUGUCCUUAAACCAUUAUGGCAGCUAUAGAGGUUGAACUGCAGAGUCAACAGUUCCAGUGUUUUCAUUGUACCCAAGUAAACUGUUCCAGUGGUGCAACAGUGUGGCCUUGAGAUAAGCUCCUAUACUUAACUUUAUGCCAUUUCAGAUCCAAUUGUAAAGUUUACAAUAGUGGCGUAUUUAAUAGACUGCUGCAACAAAGCUUACUAUAAGACCUCAGCAAAAAAAGAAUAAUCUCAGAAAAGAAACUUUCUAUGCACAAGGAUGUAAUUAUUGUAUCCUGGAGGAAUAUGCAGUUACCCAAUCCAUGAAUUAAAUUUUCUAGAAGGG
Molecule: messenger RNA, 2407 nt
Organism: Protobothrops mucrosquamatus (brown spotted pit viper)
Lineage: Eukaryota; Metazoa; Chordata; Lepidosauria; Squamata; Viperidae
Product: pantothenate kinase 3
Exons: 7
Coding region: 46-1158 (370 amino acids)
Biological process (GO): coenzyme A biosynthetic process
Cellular component (GO): cytosol; nucleus
Molecular function (GO): pantothenate kinase activity; ATP binding
Source: RefSeq, a predicted model, not a curated record